UUCCCUCGCUGGAUUCCCCGUCAAGCACCCCCGCCACAUGUUUCACACACUGCAUUUACUCCACGUGUCAAUCCAGAAUCCUUCACAUCACCGCCUGUACGACCCGGCGGCGAUCUCUGCUUUUUCUCCCCUGCAUCUUACCACAUAGAAACAAAACCCGUCUAAAAGAAGAGACAGAGUCAUAACUCAUCAACCAACCGCUUUGUAUUUAAACUGCCCCGUCUUUACACAUAUCAGAUUGCGGUCGCUUCUUUAAAUUUCCAUUUCCAAUUUCUAAAAGAAAAGUCUAGUCGGGUUCUUUUUCUCUGUGGUCACUUCUUCUCUACCGAUUUAAUUUCUCCCAUUUAUAAUUCUCUUUUCAAAAUCCUUGCUGAUAAUCAUCAUCAUCAUCAUCAUUAAAUGCAAAAUUAAUAGCCUUUUUUUUUCACAUUCUCUGUAACCGUUUUCCUAACAAUUUUCCGCUUGUAACCGUCAUGAAUAAUAAUAAGCUUCUCACUUCCACCACCACCCGCUGCUGUCAUGUCACCAUUUCUCCAAUAACCGUCGGGUUGUCCGUUGAUUUGUGUUGAGAAGUUUCCUUAUGCAUCCGCUUUGCUGCAUCUCCACCGUGUCCGAUCACUCGCCGGCGAAUCUAUCGAUGGCAGUCACCGCCAGAUCCGACCCCGGAUCAACCACCGUUCAUCCACAAAUUCAAAUUCAAAUCCAAAACCACAACCAACACAACACUAAUCAUUUCUCAAACCACCACCACCACAACCACAGCACCGCCAGCAACUGCAGCAGCAGCAACGGAACAGAUGGUAACAAAAGUAACAGGACGAGUCACCAGAGGGAGCAACCACUUGUACAGGUGGAUGUGAAGAUAAAUGAUAUAGUAGGGAAUGGGAUAUCGGGGGUUUUAUAUAAGUGGGUGAACUACGGGAAAGGUUGGAGGCCGAGAUGGUUCGUUUUGCAAGAUGGAGUGUUGUCGUAUUAUAAAAUUCAUGGACCUGAUAAGAUUUUCGUUAAUCAAGAGACCGAGAAAGGAUCCAAAGUUAUCGGUGAAGAAUCUAUGAGACGUAUUUCUAGGCCUAAGAAUGGGAAUUCGCAGAAUAGGCGUAAGCCUGUUGGUGAAAUUCACCUCAAGGUAUCAUCAAUCCGCGAGAGCAGAUCAGAUGACAAGAGGUUCUCAAUAUUUACUGGCACAAAGAGGCUGCACUUGAGAGCAGAGACACGUGAGGAUCGCUUGGCAUGGAUGGAAGCAUUGCAGGCUGUGAAGGAUAUGUUCCCUCGUAUGUCUAACAGUGAACUAAUGGCUCCUUUGGACAAUGUGGCUGUCUCAACAGAGAAGCUGAGGCAGCGGCUUCAAGAGGAGGGAGUCAGGGAGGAGGUGAUACAGGAUGGCGAGCAGAUCAUGAGGACUGAGUUUGCAGCGCUGCAGAACCAGAUAGUGCUUCUCAAGCAGAAGCAAUGGCUUCUCAUCGACACGCUUCGCCAGCUAGAGACAGAAAAGGUUGACUUGGAGAAUACAGUAGUUGAUGAGAGCCAAAGACAGUUGAACGAUCAACGCACAUCUUCUUCCACUCUGCCACAAGACAAAUUUAGUGCAAGUGUCAGUGAAUCUGAUGAUGAUAAUGAAAGAGUUGAUGCUGCAGAGGAAGAGACGGAUGAUGAAGAGAAUACAUUCUUUGACACCCGUGAUUUUCUAUCAUCGGGUUCUUUUAAAAGUAACGAGUCUGGUUUCCGAACAUCAUCAUUCUCUUCGGAUGAUGAAGGGUUUUUUUCUCUAGAAUCAGAAGAUUGCAUUGAUCCUUCAAUUAGAUCUGUUGGCUCAAACUAUCCUUACAUUAAGCGUCGUAAGAAGUUACCUGACCCAAUUGAAAAAGAAAAAGGUGUCAGUCUAUGGUCGAUGAUUAAGGAUAACAUUGGGAAGGACCUUACCAAAGUUUGCCUUCCUGUUUACUUCAAUGAGCCUCUCUCUUCGUUACAAAAAUGCUUUGAAGAUUUGGAAUACUCGUAUCUUCUUGAUCGGGCAUAUGAAUGGGGAAAACAGGGUAACAGUCUUAUGAGGAUUCUUAAUGUGGCUGCUUUUGCUGUUUCUGGAUAUGCUUCAACUGAAGGAAGAGUUUGCAAACCUUUUAAUCCAUUAUUAGGGGAAACAUAUGAGGCCGACUAUCCAGAUAAGGGCCUCCGGUUUUUCUCAGAAAAGGUCAGUCAUCACCCCAUGAUUGUCGCAUGCCAUUGUGUGGGUACAGGAUGGAAAUUUUGGGGUGAUAGCAAUCUAAAAAGCAAAUUUUGGGGUCGCUCGAUUCAGCUUGAUCCCGUUGGAGUUUUGACCUUGGAAUUUGAUGACGGAGAAGUCUUCCAAUGGAGUAAGGUUACAACAUCAAUAUACAAUCUUAUACUAGGAAAAUUGUACUGUGAUCACUAUGGUACAAUGCGAUUAGAAGGAAAUUGUGGGUAUUCAUGUAAGCUGAAAUUCAAGGAGCAGUCUAUUAUAGACCGAAAUCCUCACCAGGUACAGGGAGUAGUUCAAGAUAGGCAUGGUAAAACAGUGGCAACUCUUUUUGGAAAAUGGGAUGAGAGCGUGUAUUACAUGAAUGGUGACUUUUCCGGGAAGGGAAAAGGAUUUGAGUCUACGAAAGAAGCUCAUAUGCUCUGGAAGCGAAGUAAACCUCCCAGAUUUCCCACCAGAUACAAUUUGACACGCUUUGCCAUUACAUUGAAUGAGCUCACUCCUGGACUUGAGGAAAAGUUGCCUCCCACAGAUUCAAGGCUUAGACCCGAUCAAAGGUACUUGGAAAAUGGUGAAUUUGAUAUGGCAAAUUCAGAGAAAUUACGGCUAGAGCAACGUCAGCGCCAGGCCCGAAAGAUGCAAGAGCGGGGUUGGCAGCCGCGGUGGUUUGCAAAGGAUAAAGGAAGUGAUGCAUACCAUUAUGUUGGCGGGUAUUGGGAGGCAAGAGACAAGGGAGAUUGGGAUUCGUGCCCUGAUAUAUUUGGCCAGAUUCCUAUCGAUCAGCUCUUUGAUUAAAAUCACAAUUGCCUUCUUUCUGUUGUCAAUCCUUGAUUCAUUUUUUUGGUGGAAGUAGUGGAUGACUGCUGAUGUGAGCAGUCCAGCUGCCCCAUGAUAUCCAAUGUAAGUAAAUUAAAAAUCGGUUCAGUAAAAGAGUUUUUUCCUGACC
Molecule: messenger RNA, 3161 nt
Organism: Populus trichocarpa (black cottonwood)
Lineage: Eukaryota; Viridiplantae; Streptophyta; Magnoliopsida; Malpighiales; Salicaceae
Product: oxysterol-binding protein-related protein 1C
Exons: 10
Coding region: 581-3010 (809 amino acids)
Cellular component (GO): cytosol; intracellular membrane-bounded organelle; membrane
Molecular function (GO): sterol binding
Source: RefSeq, a predicted model, not a curated record